AUGCGUCCAAGGUCGGGACUCAUGUUUCCUCGCCGAAUCACAGCCAUCUUUACUCCAAGUCUGGUGGUGUGUGCACUCUUCUUGGUCUACUCCUACUUGAACAGUGUAUUCAUUGAUCAACCGUCUCAGAAAUACUUCCGAUGGACUGUUGAAAGCUCCUUGCAUUCUUCCACGGUCCACGAUCUAUACAAUCCUUACAUACACCCCAUUACGAGAACCAUAUUUAUUGGCCACACAGGGAAAGAAUUUUGGGUAGCAGAACCAUUGAGAUUCACAAAAUCAUUAGGAAAGAAAGUCCUCAUUUUGGACGUCGACAGUCGCAACCUUGAUGGCCCUAAGGGACUUUUGAGCAAGGCUCCAUUGAACACGACCGGACUCCCUCCGGAUACCAGUGGUAGACUGAACCACUUCAUGUUCGCAAUGAUCCAUGGCUACGACUACCGACUAGUUCAAAUUCCCAGGGCAGUCGGACGAACUGGAACAUGGACCAAAGUCACUGCGAUUAAAGAGGCGUUGAAACACUACGAAUACGUUGUAUUCUUAGACGCAGAUGCCAUGAUUCUCUACCCCAAUUUACCCCUCGAAUGGUUGUUCAACUACUGGGAGAUUACUCCAGAGACUCUAGUUGCCAUGGCACUCGAUCCAGAAGCACCUCACAACCAUGAUUGGAACGGCCGCACAUUUCUCAACACCGGUUUCAUUAUUGCUCAGAAGAGCUCUCGUACCCAUGAGCUCUUUGAGGCGUGGGAGACUUGUCCGACCGAAACGCGCUAUUCAGACUGCGCGAGGUGGGGUCGGGAAUGGCCACAUGAGCAAUCUGCAUUUGGAAACCAUGUUAGGUAUGAAUUCAACCGACCGGAAGAUAUUCGGGUCUUGUCUUGUGCAGAGGCAAAUGGGUGUCCCGAGGUCGCAUCUACCGGGUGCGUUGGGGAGUUUGUGAGGCACUACUGGGGUGACAAGCUAUCUCUGCCAGCCGCUGUGGGUGAUGCGGUUUUGCAGUACUUUUUGCUGCAGUUGCAUGGGACUUUGAAUCACAAUGCUAGGACUCUGGUGGUGAAUAGGACUGAGCGUGCAUUUGCAUGA
Penicillium coprophilum is the source of this 1083-nucleotide messenger RNA. Its product is annotated as Galactosyl transferase. Lineage: Eukaryota; Fungi; Ascomycota; Eurotiomycetes; Eurotiales; Aspergillaceae. The coding region runs from base 1 to 1083 and encodes 360 amino acids. Gene Ontology annotation, biological process: protein N-linked glycosylation. Gene Ontology annotation, cellular component: Golgi membrane. The transcript is spliced from 3 exons. Gene Ontology annotation, molecular function: glycosyltransferase activity. The record is from RefSeq and is a predicted model, not a curated record.